AGGCAGCAGGACGCCACCAUCCGGAUCCUGCAGGCCCGGGUCGACACGAUGUCGAGCCCGCCGCCGCCUCCGCCGAGCUGGGGCGGCCGCCCGGAUGCCCCUGGGACAUGGGACCGGGCGUGGAAAGGAGGCGCGGUGGACGCCGUGAGGGGCCGGGACCGGUCGAGGACCCCAGCGCCGGGGCCGCCGCCCAUGCAGGCGCCGCCCCCGGCUCCCAGGCACCGGCCGCCGCAGCUCGCGGGCGCCUCGGCGGUGGGCGACACGGCGGCGGUGGACGAGUUCGCCGAGGCAAACGGCCUCGACGACAACUGCAGGGAGGCCCUGAGGCAGAAGCCGCCCGACAUCCAGGAGCAGGUGAUCCAGCAGGGCCCAGUCGACGGCAGGAAUCCCUCUGCGAUGGUGAUGGCGAGGAUCGCCAAGCUGAUGUCGGGUGGCGGAGGCGGAGGCGGCGGCGGCCCAGUCCCCGUCAGCGGUGGCUUCGUCGGAUCCGAGAGCGCGGACGACGUGGCCGCUCAGGUGGAUGAUUUUAUAUUGGCGAACGCGGUCGACGACAUGUGCGCGGACACCCUGCGGAAUCAGACCAUCGAGUGCCAGCUGGCAGUGCUGGCCAAGGGCCGCGUUGAGGGCAGGAACGUCUCCGCGAUGAUCAUGGGCCGCAUCCAGAAGUUCGUGCGAGGGCAGCUGUGAGGUGGCCGGCGGGCGGCUGUGCGCAGCGUGGCCGGCGGGAGCCCGCUCCCCGCGCGCGCGCGCCCCUCUCGCGGGAUCGAUCGGAAACGAUUCGGGGGGCGGCGAGAACUCGGCAGGCCCACCAUGGCUUGUCGGGCGUCCUGCUGGCUGGUGCGAGGUCGGAGGCGCCGGCGUGUGCCGAGGCGCGCUGCGCGCGGGCCGCCGGGGAGAGCCGGUGCCUCGCCGGGCGGCCUCCGCCUCUCGCGCGCGCGCUCUGCCCCGGAGGGCGCUCUCGCAGCCUCGGGGGGCACGCCCGACUCAACCCUUGUCCACACCGCUUGCAGAGACGUGGAUCCCAACGGUA
Molecule: messenger RNA, 1030 nt
Organism: Prorocentrum cordatum
Lineage: Eukaryota; Dinophyceae; Prorocentrales; Prorocentraceae
Source: the annotation of a GenBank genome assembly